AUGUACCUCUCGUGGUUCCAGUCCGCAGCGGCCCUUGUUCUACUGAUUGUACCCCCUACUCUCGCUGGUCCUCAAAAUUACUACAUCGAUCCAUCAUGCUCCUCAUUCGAUGGAUUCGACGACACCGUCGCUGAAGCUUACGACAUGGCAAGAACGACAGUUUCGAAAAUGCAAGCGAAUGCGGAUGUCGGCAUGCAGCGUGCUUUCAAGAUGCUGUUCAAGGAUCAGAACAGGAGCCUUGUACAAGGUCGUCUCGCAGCUAUCGGAGCAUUCACCGCAGAUAAAAAAGUCGAUGACCCCUCUCAAGCGGCCAUCAUCUUCUCCUGUGAUAACGACGCAAGCUGGGAGCAAAUCACGGAUGGCGAUCGUAAGAACCAAUGGAAGAACACAAAGUACCACAUGCGAUAUACUGGUGGUAGCGUUAGCUGCUUGAGGGAGGACCCAGCUUUGCAGCAUACCAACGACAAUUACGUACCGGCUGUCGGUAAAGACGACAAGGAACAUGAGGACUGGAUGGACGAAGGCUGGCAAGAGCCACGUGCGCUCAUCACCGUAUGUGAUCGAAUGAAAAAAAGCUACACGCGCUUCGCAAACCUCCAGAAAUACGAGGCAAAGCUCUUGACCAAACAAGCCGACAACUCAGGCAACGAGGUCCAGCUCAAAAUCGUCAAUGCCCCUCUGACGAGCCGCACUCUACUACAUGAGAUGUUCCACACCACUGUCGGUGGAGAAAAAUUAAAAGAUAAAUACGACGGCAUCAAUGGAGGCAAGAAGGUUUAUUUCUACCAGAACGUUAUCAAACUCGCUGCUGCAGAUCAGGUCAAGUUCCCCGACGCUUUUGCGUUCUUUGGUAAGAUGCAAGAGGUGCCAUCACAUAUCCACACUAACCUGUACACAGCCCAACUCUCGUCGAUGAAGGUCUAUCAAUUGGGUUCAAGCGACGAGGAGCAGCAGGCUGGUGAUGUUGAAAAGAGACCUGAAGCACUAAAGAGGCUCAGGCGGUUCCUGGCCAAGUGUCGUAGUCGACUAAUCGGGCGUUCAGAUCCAGAUUGCAAAGCGGUUCUUUAG
Didymosphaeria variabile is the source of this 1068-nucleotide messenger RNA. RefSeq lists its product as uncharacterized. Lineage: Eukaryota; Fungi; Ascomycota; Dothideomycetes; Pleosporales; Didymosphaeriaceae. Bases 1 to 1068 code for a protein of 355 amino acids. The record is from RefSeq and is a predicted model, not a curated record. The transcript has 5 exons. Gene Ontology annotation, molecular function: metallopeptidase activity.